Molecule: messenger RNA, 820 nt
Organism: Suillus subalutaceus
Lineage: Eukaryota; Fungi; Basidiomycota; Agaricomycetes; Boletales; Suillaceae
Exons: 2
Source: RefSeq, a predicted model, not a curated record
GUUGAGGUGACCCAGAGGUCCCACGCUUGUUCGAAGUGAGAAAUGGCAGUAAGUACUAAGCAAUGCUGCUCUCGGUUCACCAGCCAUCCUGUUCUCUCUCUCUUCUCACCCAUCAUUUGUUGAUAUCUCUUUCAAUUGGUGUAUGCGCUCGUAGAAUCCUUUCCAGACUUUUGGACGGUUGCACUUUGAAUCUCAUGUUUAAUAUUUAUACCCAUUGCAGUAUCUUUCGGCUUGUUGCUACCCGUGGUGAUCUGUUUCCGACAACUGCAUCCUCAGCGGCAUUGAGAUAGCAUGAUGAUCCUCUGUGGUUUCAUUGCGAGGAUACCUCUUAUCACAGCAGUUUGCAGUGCUUGCCGGCUGCUGUUUUGAUGUCUACCGCCCAAUCUUUUGUUGCCCUGCCUGCUGCACUAAGAAAGACGCUACUGCAGUCGUCCUGGCUGAUUUUUUCAAUCAGCGCACCGAGCUUCCCUGACGGGUACUGACUUCUUGUUCGCACAGUUGUCCAAUGCCUCAUCGCGUAUUGCCUGUAUCUAUGAUGGGCCACUCUCAUCACUGUGCAUUUCUGUGACGUGUAUGGUGGAAAAGUCGCCUCGGCUCUCUGCCAACCACCGUCUCUCGCCGUGUUUCUCGAUCAAUAUGCGAAGCUUCUACUUUGGAUAUGCUGUGGCUAACCUUGCCUUUGUCGGAGAAGUUGUCCCAUGCCCUUCGCGCUCUGAACCACCCUGACAUAUCCUUUUGUGGUCGUCAACAGCCUGAAUGUCCGUUCUUUGAUAGAAGCCUGAUCUUAUCGCAAGCCGUACAAUGGGCUCGCUAAUGGAAA